AAGCCCGCUACGGCUGUCAACGUACGACAUAUCCUAUGCGAGAAACAAUCGAAGGCUUUGGAGGCGUUGAAGUUACUUGAGGAAGGACAAGCAUUCGAUAAAGUCGCGCAGACGUAUUCAGAGGAUAAGGCGAAGGCGGGAGGGAGCCUUGGUUGGAUGUCCCGCGGAUCUAUGGUCGGUCCAUUCCAGGAGAAAGCCUUCGAACUCACUCCAUCAAGCGUGAACAAACCUAUCUACUCACCACUUGUUAAGACAACCUUUGGGUACCACGUUAUCAUGGUUGAGGGAAGGCGUUGA
Molecule: messenger RNA, 297 nt
Organism: Fomitiporia mediterranea MF3/22
Lineage: Eukaryota; Fungi; Basidiomycota; Agaricomycetes; Hymenochaetales; Hymenochaetaceae
Product: FKBP-like protein
Exons: 4
Biological process (GO): rRNA processing
Molecular function (GO): DNA binding; peptidyl-prolyl cis-trans isomerase activity
Source: RefSeq, a predicted model, not a curated record